UAGUUUCAUGAAGUGAUUGAAUGUGAGGGACAUGAAGGGUGGUCGACAGCAACGCCAAAAGUAUUGCCUACUUAGUCGACAUAAUUUUUUGCUAUAAAGGAAAGUUGUCUUUUUAAUUUGGGACAUCAUGUCAGGCGGCGAGGGGUCUUCUACUAAUAACGUCCCAACUAAUUCGAACGAUGAAACUGAUAAAACACAUGAGUAUUCAAAUUGUGACAAACAUAGAACAACAAUGACGAUAAUGGGUGACGGAACCAGACGAAGAAAGGUCAUGCACGCGGCAAAGGAGACCCUUGAUAAGGCAUCUCGUUUAUUAAGAAAAAAAGUACCAUGUACAGGUCACUUGAUGACCCCCCGCCGUCUAUGGAUUCAAAAGGUUCCAACUCAGGAGUGCGACGUCGUUAUCAUGUUUCCGAGUGGAGCAAGCGACGAAACCUUAACUUGGCUUCUAGGUAGGCUACGAUCAGGGUCAUCAGGAUUAGUUGUACAUGUUCGUCACCACGCUUCGUCCGAUAGUUAUGGAUUUUAUCUGACAGCGCCAUUUCCUGUUCUCCUGAAAGCUGCAGAAGAAAUUCAUCUUCCAAUGUCCUUGCGACAGGAAUUUGGAGGUGGUUUAAAAGAAUUUGUAGGUUCAAUGGCAUCUUGCUUUGAAAGAAGUAGUGAUGAAUUGCAGUUCUUUACUACACAGGAAAGACAGUCUCUUGUUUUACAUAUUUUGCAUUCUUUGCGAGCCAGUCCAAAGGAUAUUUGCAACGUGCCUAGUCUGAAACUGGUUGAAGGUCAAGCUAUUAUUCCAAAAUGUUUAUCAACAGGCAUAAUAUCCCAGGUAUUUCCACUUCAUGAGUUACCAGCCUUGGAAAAAUUACAAAAAACCUGGGUCCAGGCAUUUAUGAGUCCUCAACCCCUGGAUGAUAUUUGUAAAUAUUUUGGAGUAAAAAUUACUAUGUAUUUUGCAUGGCUAGGACACUACACUACCGCACUAAUUGUUCCAGCAGCAGUGGGUGUCAUAUAUUGGGUCGGCAUCAUUGGUAGAAAUCAAGCGGUGGAGGAUGUAGCAUAUGUCCUAUUUUCUAUAUUUAACGUGAUUUGGGCAACCGUGUACUUGGAGGCUUGGAAGAGAAGAGGAGCAGAAUUAGCAUACAGAUGGGGUACACUUGACCAGAGGGAUGAUUUAUUACUAGAACCGAGAUCUCUUUUCAGAGGAACCUUAUCAAUUUCACCAGUGACGGGAAGAUUAGAACCAAAUUAUCCACGAUGGAGGAGAAAUGUUUUUCGUUACUUUAUUAGCGUGCCUAUCAUUGCAGUCUGCCUGUUUGUCGUUUUCAUUGUAAUGAUUCUUAGUUUUCAAAUACAGGAAUGGUGGGAUAAAAAAUUAGGAACUUCAGGAUACUGUUUUUGGCUAACCUAUGUUCCAAAAGUAUUACUUGCAGUUGUAAUUGCCCUUAUGGAUGAGGCCUAUUUCAAAGUCGCUGUUUGGCUAAAUGAUUUAGAAAACUAUCGUCUUGACUCGGAGUAUGAAAAUCAUCUGAUCUACAAAGUCGCACUGUUUCAGUUCGUGAACUCCUUUCUGUCCUUAUUCUACAUCGCUUUUUAUAUACAAGAUCAAGAAAAACUUAAAGAGCAAUUGGCUGCUCUUUUAAUAGCUCGACAAAUUAUUGGAAAUUUAAAGGAAUCUGCAAUACCUUACUUGAUAGAGCAAUUACGUUUAGCUCGUAUGAGUUUUAAGUUGUUUGGAGCUUUAAGUCCAACGGAAACUAAAGAAACUCUUGUAAAAGAAACAGAAGAACAACCAGAAAUUUCUCUAAACAAUGAGACAGACGAGAAAGAGAAGAAAGAACUUAAGAAAGGAAAACAACCUAGAAACGUUUGCCAAGCUGAACUGGAGAGUUCUCUCUACAGAGUAGGACACCCUACUAAUACUCUUCUUAGUGACUUUGCUUUUAAGUAUGAUGGUGCAUUUUCUGAGCACUUGGAGAUGUUAUCACAACUUGGAUACGUUUGUCUCUUUUCAUCUGCAUUUCCACUGGCUGCACUCGCAGCAUUGUUGGGAAACCUAUUAGAACUUAGAGGAGAUGCUUUCAAAUUAUGUUUCGUUCUCCAACGUCCGUUUGGUCGAAGAGUUGCAAGUAUUGGAACAUGGCAAAAUGCUAUGGAAGCAAUGAGCCUUAUUGCAAUCUUGGUGAACUGUGGGCUAAUUAGUUUAAGUGGCCAAGUUCAACGAAUGUUUCCAGAAAUGUCAGCUACUCAAACAAUACUUUUAAUUGUGGCAUUAGAACAUAUUAUGAUAGCAAUUAGAUUCAUUAUAAUUUCUGCCGUACCUGACAUUCCGAGUUGGGUGGCAACAGAAAUGGCAAAAGUGGAAUUUUUAAGACGAGAAGCAGUUCGUAAACUGUCCUCUACCCCAUCACCAGAUCAUAAUUCGUCCACAGUUAUAGGAAGAUUCGUUGUGAGUCCAACAGGUGAAAGUUGUGAAGAAAAUUUUGACCUUGACAUUGACGAAUCAGAAGAUAUGAGCUCUAGAAGUAAGGCAGAAAAAAUUACACCUGAUGAUCAAACAGCAAAUAACUUACCAUCACUAAGUGAUCCAAAAAAUUUUAAAUUACCUUCUACUGUUCCUGUAAAUAAUGAAGGUGUCAGUGAUAGCAGUACGUCUUUCAUUUUGAACAAUAAUUCUUCCAGUUCUCAAGACUUACAUAGUCUACCAAGAUGCUCCAUUCCUGGAGGCGAAAAGGGUAGGCGACCAAGUGAAUGGUUAAAAUCUGAACCUGAAUCAUCGUGCAGUGACGAGAGUUUCCGUCAUCAUGUGACAAUUGGUCCACAUGGAGGUAUUGAUUGGAUACGUAAGUUAGGAUUGGAAUCAACAGGAAGAAAAUCUAGUGACUCUGAAAUAAAUGAAGCUAAAACAAGAAGAGGCAAUGGAGAUGAGUUAUUGUUAUACAAAUCCACAGACUGUAUUGUUUCAAAAGAUUUUGGGUCUUCUUCAGACAGCGACCUCCUUCGGUCGGCACUGCCAUGGACUUUAGCACAUAGAAAUAAAAAAUUUCGAGUUUCACCUGACAAAGAUACAGUUAAAGAAACAGCUAAUAAAUCUCAACAACAACAUUAUCAACAACAAGAACAUCCAUCUCAUCAUCAUUCAAAAGAAUCAAGUGCACACCAACAUUUUUCUUAUGGAGAAAAAGAGUCCGUAGGUGCUUCAGACUCUAGUAAAACAGUAUCUAGUCAAGAUGAAGAAAAAUCUGCGAAAGAAGAAAAAGAAGCAAAGAAAACACGUGUUAAACAAAGUUUGAUGAAACGAGCUAGAUCAGUUGCAAUAUUUUCUUUAAAGUUAAAAGAAAGAAGAGCGAGGGAAGCAGAGGUAAAGGCUAAAGAAGUAGAAAAAGAGGCCAGGUGGCAACAACCUCAAAUGGUUGGUGGUGAACUGUCAUGUAUUCCAAUAGAAAAACUUAUUUCUGUAGAUGACAUCGCCGCCAUGGAAGUCCGCAGGAUGAAUCAAUAGUUAAUUACAAGCUUUUUUUAUUUUCUGCCAACUGGUUGGAAAUACAGUACAAUAUACCAAAUAGAAAUUUAUUUAUCAACUAGGAUAGCUUUAGGGCAUUCAGGGGAUAAUACUAUGACAAGAAAAUACAUAUUUAAUUUAUUUAAAUGAUACUUAUUUAAUUUAUUUAAAUGAUACAUAUUUAAUUUAUUUAAAUGUUUAUAAUAAAUCAUUUUGAUAAAUUUAAUGAUUAAAGAUAAAACAUGAAGUAUUGUUGACAAUGUUAAUAUAGUUACAUUAAAUGAAAAAAAUUUUGGAAAUGAAAAAAAACUUCCAUAAUCAAGCAUUUUCUACGUAUUAAUAAAAAAUAUUUUUUUCUUAAUUAGAAAGAAAAUUUUACUUAUUUAUUAAAUAUCAGCAUAAUUCGAAUAAAAAUAUAGUUCUAGCGUUACCCUAGUUGACGGUAUGAAUUUCUGUAUGGUUUUGCAGUGAGUCGAUUAACACGAAAAGAAUAUUGUAUUUAUGUGAGCAAAAUAAUCAUGAUUGCGACAUACGUGCAUUGAUUAAAAUGCCGAACAGAAACCGGAUAAAAAUCGGUUUUUGCCUUUUCCUUAUAGAAAUCUAAAUCUUAUCCUUAAUAUAUUUGGUUCUAUACGUUUUAUAUCCCACAAUAGUAAUUUAAAGAAUAUUAAAUAGUGCUGAAAAAAUGUUAUUAAUUGGACUGAAUGGAAAAAUAAUAUUAAUAAUUUAAAAAUUUCUACUGAAAACGCUCAAUAAUUACACUGAAAUUUCCCGCACAUGAAGGAUCGUACGAAUCCUUAACUAAUAUAGCUUGUAUAAAUUAUUAUAUUUAAAAAAAUGUUGUAUAUCUAUUAAGAAUGUUGAAUAAAAAAAGAAAUUGUUGAAAACAUAUAACUUUCAAUUUCCUAAUUUGAUACAUGAAUAAAAUACUUCAAUGAGCAGAACGAAUUUAAAUAUGGAAUUAUUUUGAAGAAACUGCAAUUAUUAUAUUUUAAUUCCAAAUCCUAUAUCAAAAGCAGACAAACUUGGUUAAAAUCUAUUAUUAAUAUUUGUAAAUUAUAUAAAUUAUUUGAUUAUGAUUCCAACGAGUUGAAUACCUCUGGAAAAAAUUUUAAACUAUUAUGUCUUGAAAGAAGUUAAUUUUUGAAUUCAACAUCCAUCUGUAUCUUUAUUAUGUCGUUAAAGAUACUUUUUGUUGGUACUUUAAUACCGAAAGUAUUUUAUCUAAUUAAUAUAUUAAUAAAUAAAUUACGCUUAGAUAUUAGGACGUUUCAUCAAAAACAAUUUUGUCGAUUUUUCAAAUCCUUAAACCGGAAUUAUACUUCUUUUAACCUAAAAAAUUCUGACCUAUUUUUGGGUUAAGCGAAGUAUACUUUUGCAAUGCGGGAUAGAAAGCGUACUGCCCCUUUGCUAAUGAGCAAGUGAAGAAAUUCAAAUCGUACAUGUGCCGGAAACAAACGGAUAAGGAAAUGCAUCCAGUUCGUUACCGGUUUCUGUUUAACAUUUUAAAAUAAUUUGUCCUUUACAUCGCUCUGAUAAUAAUUUAUAUUGUCAUGAACAUUAAGAAAAUAUUUAAUUAGAUUUUUAUUUAUUUCAUCUUAUUUUGCAAAAAUUUUCAUUUAGGUUAUGUAAAAUAAAUUAAAGUACUUAAAAAAAACUAAAUGAAAUAUCUGUUUCAUAAAAUUAUAAUUUAAGCCACAUAUAAAAAGAUGUUUUAAAGUACUAAUUUAUCAGGCGAAUGUGUGGGACAAAACAUUAAACUAUACAAAACCUAUGCGUGGCUUCCACACGAGGCACAUCUUUUGUAAGUAAAAUAAGAUGAAAUUUUUACUUAGAAAGUAAACUAAAUGAUUACAAAUUAUCGUGUACAUAAUUAUCCUACAAUUAUUUAUUAUUUUCUUUUUUAUUUCUUCUGAUGCAAUUUGGUAAAAUUCUCUUCUAUUUUCUUAGUUUUUAACAUUUUAAAUUUGUUACUAAAUAUUUUAAAUUAUGUUUUAAGUUCAAAAUAUGAUUUUUUUUCUAUAUGAAUUAUUGUGAAUCUGAUUUAUAUAACGUAUUUGAAUUACAAAACAGUUCAGAGACUUGAAAACUGUUUGAAAGUGUUACCCUUGUUUUAACGUAGAACUGGCUUCUUGUGAUACUCGUUUUUGAUGUCUGAUUUAAAUGACAUAUUCUUUACUUAUAUUUUACAAAAAAUAAAGAAUUAAACAUUUA
Molecule: messenger RNA, 5713 nt
Organism: Leptopilina boulardi
Lineage: Eukaryota; Metazoa; Arthropoda; Insecta; Hymenoptera; Figitidae
Gene: wwk
Product: anoctamin-8
Exons: 16
Coding region: 128-3499 (1123 amino acids)
Biological process (GO): chloride transmembrane transport
Cellular component (GO): plasma membrane
Molecular function (GO): chloride channel activity
Source: RefSeq, a predicted model, not a curated record